Messenger RNA from Rotaria socialis, 1578 nucleotides. The record is from the annotation of a GenBank genome assembly. Lineage: Eukaryota; Metazoa; Rotifera; Eurotatoria; Philodinida; Philodinidae.
AUGAGUAACGGUCAAUAUUAUCAAUCUAAUCCGCGUACGAUUAUACCCGUGACGGUAAAUCCAAAUGACGACCAACGUUUUAUUCGUUUUCGUUCAUCAAACGCACCAUCAAAUGAUAUCGACAAUCGAAUGAGCGCACGCAUGCGUGAGUUUGAAGAAGAAUGUCGACGAUGGCGAGAAAAUUUUUUCAAUGAACCCAGAUUUGAAUCAAGUGUAUUUCCUUCAUCAUCUUUAGCGCAUUCGAGACCAAGAAUGCAAGUUGAUUUUCCUGAUUUUCCAGAAUUCGGCAGUAUUGAUUGGCCAACAUUUCGUGGAUCUGCACCAGGCUUUAACUCAUCAACGGGUGCAGCUCAUCGAUCCUAUAUUGAAGAAGAUAAUGAUGGUAAAAAAAAAUACAAAAUUCAAUUUGAAAUUGGUGAAUUUCGACCUGAAGAAUUAAAUGUAAAAGUCGAAGGUCGUACAUUGAUUGUAAAAGGUGAUCGUCAACUCAAAGCUGGUAAUGCAACUGAAUCAAAGCAAUUCAAUCGUGAAUUAACAUUACCAGAAUUUAUUGAUGUUAAAACUUUACAAUCGUAUUUAUCCGAUGAUGGCAUGCUUACAAUGGAAGCACCUGUUAUUUUAGAUCGUUUCUAUAAUAAUCCAGGUUCAUCAGCAUUAACAUCAUCAAAUCCAAGCCGUUUCGUUGAUACAUCAUUUAUUGGCGGACGGCAACCAUUAUCGAAUUUUGUUCAUGGUAAUAAUCAUACAAAUUCAUAUUCGUCAACAUCAUCAGCAUCAUCAUUUCGACAAGAUGCUCCUAUUUUACGCGAAACAGGUAGUUUUACGCGAAAUAGUCCACUACGUGAUCCAUAUCCAUCAACAAGUUCAACAUCAACUCUUGUCGGUGGUGGUGGUAUUAGUAAUAAUAAUAAUCAAUCAUCGGCUACAUUUAUAUCAACAAAAAACUAUUCAACUAAUGACCGAAACGAUGGCGCAAAAAAUGUUACAUAUACCUUUGAUUUAAAUCAGUUUGCACCAGAAGAUAUAUCCAUACAAGUUAAUGAUACAAUGUUAAAAGUAGCAGCUGUUAAACAGGAACGUGAUGGACGAGGUUCUACUCAUCGUGAAUUUCGACGUGAAAUUGGUUUGCCCGAUGGUGCCGAUCCAAAAAAUUUAACAAAUACGUUGAGCAAUGAUGGUAUUCUUACAAUAAAUAUUCCUGUACGUGACUAUCGACCACCCUUAACGCCAACAUAUCAAACACAACAAUUUAAUUUACCAACAAAUAUUAAUACAAAGGAUUCGUGUGCUGUCGCUGAUCAACAACUUAAGCUUACAUUUGAUCUAAAUGGUUAUAAACCCGAUGAUGUCACUGUUAAAGUUAAUGACAAUGUAUUAAAAGUUCAAGCUUCUCAUGUUGAAAAUUCUGGUAGUAAUCAAAUUAAUCGUGAAUAUAUGCGAGAAUAUGUUUUGCCUGAUUGGAUCGAUGUCGAUAAUUUACGAGCGAAAAUGAGUGAAGAUUCAACUCUAACUGUUGAAGCACCUAUAACACACGAUCGCAUACCUGUACUCAAUCGUCAAAUUAAGAUCACGCAAUAA